Molecule: messenger RNA, 1585 nt
Organism: Stylophora pistillata
Lineage: Eukaryota; Metazoa; Cnidaria; Anthozoa; Scleractinia; Pocilloporidae
Source: RefSeq, a predicted model, not a curated record
UUGUAGUGCUCGUGUUUGCUGUUGUUAUCAUUAUAAUCAUUUACAUGGUACACAAAAGAAGAAAGUGCAGGCGCAAAGAGCAAAGGAUUCACACUGAGACCGACGAACGGCAGGCAUUUUCCAGUAAUCACAGCACCCUGUCAGGGACUAAUCCAUAUGCAGAAUUGAAAAGUGGAUAUGCCAUGUCAGGACCUCAACCCCAAGGUGAAGUUGUCAUUGAACAAGGGGAGGGAGAGGUUGGUGGUGAGCCCCCAGCAGAAAUUGUCAUUGGACACGAGCACUCAAAAAAGAAACACAGAAAGAAAGAUAAGAAAGUUACUGAGCAGAAACCGACUGAGGAUCAGUAUGCUGUCGCAGACAAGUCAAAAAAGAAGAAGAAGAAGAAUGCACCGGACGCCACUUACGCUGAAGUCGAUUUAUCAAAAAAAGCAAAAAAGAAGCCCAACCCGGGUGAAGUUCUUUACGCCGAUUUGGGUGAAUUCCAUAAGACGCAGAAAACGCCUGACGUAUCCACCUCCCUGAAGACCCUUUCUCCGACCAAACGGCCUGAGGCUUAUACUGAAACAACGUAUGCUGACAUCACCCAGUUUCUGAAGGGAAACCCUCAAGAAACCAGUGCUGAGCCUACUGAAGACGGCACUACUCUGCCUAGGAACACAGGUGACAGUGCACAAGCAACUAACGAGACUGGAUUUUAGUUUUAAUUAAGGUCAUGGAACGUUAGAAGAGCUGCAGUUGUUUCGUAAAAAAAUGGCGAUCGUAGCCUUAGCGGUUAAUUGUCAUAAGAAUUCUCUUUGUCUUUUGAGCACUUAAUCAAUAGGUUACAUUUGUACUGUAAAGAGUAGCGGACAUAACAGUGUUAGAGAUAAAGAGAGCUUUAGAUUUUUCAGUUUUCCGGCGAUGAUAGUGAACACAAUCGCAUCUACAUAUACGCAACAACUAUAAGUACUGCUGUUUUCUUUGUUGUUGUUGUUGUUUUCUUUUUUUACAGUUAUGCGAUUCAAGGAAAAUCCAUUACUUGACUCGUGAAUUCCGCGUUUAAUGGCACUUGCAAACCGAUAUCACGACUCGUGCGAUAUUGGUUUUCAAGUGCAAUUUAAUGCAGAACUCCCACGCCAAGUGAUGAGUUUCCUAUUAUGUCAAUCCCCAUAACUAUUGAAAAUAAGAUUUAACCUACCCCGCUGAGAUUAAUAGAUAUUAAUGACUUAGUAAUGUGUAAUACCUAGAAUACCACGGUUUUUUAUGACUCAGUUAUCCAGCCAGUAAGCAGGAGUAAGGGCAAAGCUGUGUCCUUCAUGGUGCCAUGUUCUUUUGCACUUAAUGUUGCUAUAUUUAUUUCGGAAUUUAUGUUUCGUCAACAAGCAUUAUAAAAACACCAAAAACAAUGUUUGUGCGGGAGGUAGAACGUGAUGUACUCUCCUAAACGAGUAGGACCUUGUUUGCUUUGCAACGAUACACCUUCAGGAUUCAGGAACACUUGUAGGGUGGUUGAGUAUAAUUAACUUUGGUCGGGUAACCUGCCUGUUUGUCGAUGAGUGUAAUCUUACUGACUACGUCACCAUAUUACACUUGGCAGUUUAAUUGA